CCGUGGUCACCGACUCACCGGAUCCUCCCUCCUUUCCCCCUUUCUUUUGGCCGCAGCAAACAACAUUCCACAUUCCACAUCCACCAAGAGGCACAAACCCAACCCUCGUCCUCGGUCCUGCACAUGCUCCACCGUCUUCUUCCCCUUCCGCGACGGUGAAACCACCGCAGUCUACUCCAAAACCCUAGAAAUUCCAUUCCUGUGAACCCCCCCUCUCUCUCUCUCCCUCUCCCGUUUGACCUUCGAUUGCCCUUCUCUUUGCGCCAAAAGAUACCUGCACCCCGCCAUGGACCUCCAGAGAGCUAUGUUGGAUGAGCUCAUGGGCGCAGAUCGUAAUUUGACGGAGGACGAAAGGAAGGAUUACAAGGAAAUUACAUGGGAUUCUAAGGAGGUUUGCCCGUAUUACAUGGCGCGAUUCUGUCCUCAUGACCUCUUUGUCAACACCAAGAGCGAUCUCGGGCCAUGUGAGAGAGUCCACGAUCCCAAGCUUAAGGAAAGCUUUGAGAAGUCUCCUAGGCAUGACAAGUUCUUGCUCAAAUUUGAGUCCGAGCUCGCUCAGCGGUGUGAUAAAUUGGUGAUGGAUUUGGACAGAAGAGUUAGACGUGGGCGCGAACGUAUUGCUCAAGGUGAAGAACCUGUGCCACCUCCCCCACUAUCAGCUGAGAAGUCUGAACAAUUAGCUGUCAUUGAAGAGAAGAUAAAGAACUUGCUGGGGCAAGUGGAGUCCCUUGGCGAAGCUGGGAAAGUUGAUGAAGCUCAAGCCCUUAUGAAAAAGGUAGACGAACUGAAUGCUGAGAAAAUACUGAUUCAAGCUCAGGGUGACAAGUUACCUCUGGUCCUUCCUGAGAAAAAAAUGUCCUUGUGUGAGACCUGUGGAUCUUUUCUCGUUGCAAAUGAUGCUGCAGAGAGGACACAGUCUCAUGUAACCGGGAAGCAACAUCUGGGCUAUGGCUUAGUUCGUGAUUUCAUCAGUGAGUACAAGGAAGCUAGGGAAAAGGCGAAGGAAGAGGAACGAUUAGCAAGGGAGAAAGAAACUGAAGAACGAAGGAAGCAAUCAGAGAAGGAUCCUGACAGGAGUCGAAGGAGUGUAUCAGGUGAAAGGGAUCGUUAUCAGGACCGAGACAGGGAUAGGGAGCGGGACAGAUACCGUGACAAUGAAAGGUCGAGGGAAAGGAAUGGUAGACAUCGGGAUGGUGGAAAGGGUUCCAGGAAUGGAAGGGAUAGGUACUAUGAUCGAAGUCGGUCACGGUCCCCUGGGAGGCACAGUAAUAGAAGGAGGUCCUCAAGAAGCCCUGUUCGCCCUUAUUAGUGGGUUCGGUAGAUGGAUGUCUGAGCUUUUAUAUAUCCCAUGAGGUAGACAAAUUCAAUCUCAAAAGUCUUCUGAGCAAGUGCUUUUGGAGUCCUAAAGCUAAAUCAUCAUCUUGGAUGUCAAAAUUUUCUCUUUCUAUCUCACAGCUUUGAUGAGACUGUACCCCACUUUCAUCAGUACUCUUAAGAGGAGAGAUUGGUUGAGGUAGGUAUAACUUGAAAUUUGUGCAACUCGUGUGUUUACUUGAAGCUUGGAUGAACUUUAUGCUAUAUGGGAACAUCGAUGUUAGAGGUAUUCUCCUUCCUUUCUCUUUACUGGGUCUUUUGAUGACAGAUCUGUUUCGAUUCUGAUGGAUUUGAGAACUCGCGAUAUUAUGUUACAGAAUGCCAGUGCUGCUAUACCAUCAUGAUAUAUUUUAUACAUGUCUUAGCUGAAAGGUAACAUAUUAAUGUCACCAUUCGUUCAUGACCAUGAAAGCGAAUUUUCUUGGUACACAUAUCAUGGAUUUGUGUGUCAACUCAACUAGUGUGGAGGUAACAUAAUUCUGAACUGCUGUCUUAGCUGAAAGGUAACAUAUUAAUGUCACCAUUCGUUCAUGACCAUGAAAGCGAAUUUUCUUGGUACACAUAUCAUGGAUUUGUGUGUCAACUCAACUAGUGUGGAGGUAACAUAAUUCUGAACUGCUAGUUCGUUUCCAGAAAUCUCAAAUGCCCCUUGUUAAUGCAAGUCUAAAGUCAUUUCACAGCAAGUUCAUGAUCACAUAUUAGUGACUGUUAAGCCUGGUUAAACAUAGGUUUUCUGGAUGGUAAUAGGUGUAAAAUGGCUUCUUGCAAUUUGCUUGUUUCAACACCACAAGAAUCUCAAUGGCUUAAGGUCCAAGAGUGAGCUGGUUAUGGGGUAACUACUUUCUCUUAGUUGGGUUAAGUUUCAUUUCAACCUUUUAUAGCUCUGCCUUGGAACAACUGUUAAUUCUAUGGUAUUGGUUUCAACAUCCUUGGAAAUCUACUUCGGUGGUACCAAAAGGUUAAAUCAGCUUAAGGACUAGCACCGGUGUGGAAUUGUGAGAGGUAAAACUUCAAUGCACCCAUGAUAUGUCUGCAGAAUGGCUGUAUUUGUAUUCUAGCUUGCAGGAAGGUUAAAGUGUUUGGGUGAAAAGCGGGAUGAAAGAGUUGCUGAUGGUUGGUUACAAGGCAUUGCCUCUAUCUCAUGCCAAAUAACCAAGGUGGUAAUUGGAAGAUGACUAUGGCUGAUUGAUCCUAACUUCUGUAGCAUAAGUGUGAUUUCAGAACCCUAAUAAAUUCGGUUGUUUGUUUUGGCCAUCAAUACAAUGUUUUUGUGCAU
Linum trigynum is the source of this 2650-nucleotide messenger RNA. NCBI's taxonomy places the organism in Eukaryota, Viridiplantae, Streptophyta, Magnoliopsida, Malpighiales, Linaceae. The record is from the annotation of a GenBank genome assembly.